CUUGUGUUUCCUUUUUGCACAGACAGCUAGCUGGUGGCGGCUAAUAAGCUAUGGCUGCAUGUUCAACUUGAGCUAACCCGCGAUAGCCGCAGCACUAACGUUAGCUAGCUAGCGUUACCUAAAAUGCUGUUUUCUCUAAAACGGCUUGACGACUUUGGUGCGAGACUGCAUCAUCUCUGUGUAAAUAAUGUUUACCAGUUUUGUGUGGUGCGAGGAGACAGCUAGCUAACGACAAAAGCACCAAAUUCUGACGAUUGGUAACGGUUAAGCGUUGAGCUAACCUUGCUAGCAAGCUAACGUUAUUGAGGUUAUCGCGCUGUCAAGUUUUGAAUGUUCUGCUUCUCGCUGCUGCCAGGCCCAACAUGGCCAAGCGAACGCAAGCUCUGCUAACGGCUUGGUUUUUGACCUUAUGCAGCUGAUGGCGGACUUUACGGCCUCUGCUGAUAACAGUAAAUAUUUAACAUCAACCUGCAUUGUAAAUAGUUAUUGUGGCAUUUCACUGAGUGGCCGAUCUUUUCUGGCAGAGCUGAUGUCAGGACGGCUCAUGGCCACCUUGUGUUAUGGGUGAAGGCUGCUGUUAAAUCCUCAUGUGCUGAGCAAUACUUGAAAAGUGAAUCUGGCCUCAGACAAGUUAAGCUUUUGCUGUCACGUGUGGUGAUGAUCUGAUAUGAUCCGACUCACUUUGCAUUACAAUUUUCUGCUUGCAAAAUAGUUGUUUUCUACUGUGUUUAUUUAGCAGUGACACGGUCGCUCCCUCACCACCAUGAUUCUAUCUUCAAUCAUUCAUGGUACAAAGUUUGAUAGUGUUCAAGGUUGAAUGACUUUUAUUGUCAACUCAGGUUAAUUUAGUUUCCAUCUAAUGGUUCUGUUACUGGUUAUGUGUAAAUGACAGCAGCAUGUCAGGGGGAAGGUGUGGUGUUCUUCAUUACCGCUCAUGGUAUCUGUGAAGGUGUACUCCAAGAAUCCGCACUGGCUCAUCCUGAAGGUUUUACACCAUGUUGAGGACAGGACCCUCCCAGACUGAGAUAGUUUAACAACCAGAAAGUCCUGUGUUUAUGGUGAUGCUGGUGUUGUAACUGACUUCUUCUUAUCAGCGAUGCGUGCACCUCCAAGUUGCUGAGUUCAUCUGUUCUUUGUAGUGUGAACAGAGUAAAUUAUCAAAUGGAUGAAUCACACCACUUAGAUGUUCUGUCAGGUUUUUAGUGUGUAGUUAAUAGUAGAAGCAGAAGGCUUUCAGAACAAAUGAGUAGUAGAAGGUUUUGAAAGUUUAGAUAUGGGCUUUCUGAACCGUAAUGGACCCUAUGAGAAAAGUAAAUCAUGUUUUGCCUUACAAACAAUUUUCUAAGGAGCUCUAAUAGUCAUGCAUAAUUUUGUAAUGUAAUAAAGAACUGAUACAAGGAGCUUAAAAAACUGUUAAUAUAUCAUUAGAAAAUGAAUCAGCAUUUAAUUGAUGAUUGCUACGUUUACUGAGCAACAUUACAUUUAGUUGCUGUGAAUGAUACUUUGUCCCCACAGUAAUGUCUGUAGUUUAUUAUUGAGUUGCAAAUGAGCCAAUGAUUCAAAGAUUGACAUUUAAUAAAGAAAAUACUUCUGUAACACUUCUUAGAGAUUGAAUUCUUAACAACACUCUAUAGACUGCUAAUAACAUUGUUUUUUUACUAUAAUAGUGACAAUUAUGUUGACCACCUUAUUUUACUAAAACCUUAGUUUACUUGUCAGUUUUUAUCUGCAUUCACGUCUCAAAUAAUCACCUGAAAUGCAAAAAAACCCCUAAUAUUUGCUUUUUACUGCAGCUUUUCCGUUUUGGUGCUCAACUUUUCUUUGGGUCUGCCUGUGUUUUACCUUUGGUUUUCUCCCCUUACCACUGCCUAUUUGUUGACUUCCUGCCUACUGUAGCUCCCUCCCUGCCUCCUCUUCCUCCCUUUCUGUUGCUCCACUGUUACAAGCUUUGCCCCCUCCUCUCUCUUUCCUCCUAGUUCUUUAAUCCCACCCUCCCCAAGCCUUUUUGGAUGUCAUCUGGUCUCUUAUGUAAGAGGUGCGGGAGGAGAAUAGCUCUGGUGCUUGGGUGGCAUACGUCCGACCAGCCGCCGUAGUCUUGCUGUCGUCCGUCUGUUGUGGUUCACCAUUAGUCGACUAGUCAGAGACAGUGAGGGACUGAUGGUUGUACAUGGGGAGUCCAGUGCUCCUUUGCAUGGCAGGGCUAUGUCCUCGGCAGCCACCACGUCUCCAUCUGUGGACAAAGUGGACGGAUUUUCACGGAAGUCUGUCAGGAAGGCCAAGCAGAAGCGGUCGCAGAGUUCGUCCCAGUUUCGCUCUCAGGGCAAACCUAUAGAGCUCACGCCCUUGCCACUGCUCAAGGACGUGCCGACACCGGAGCAGCCGGAGCUGUUCCUGAAGAAGCUGCAGCAGUGCUGUACUGUGUUUGACUUCAUGGACACGCUGUCGGACCUCAAGAUGAAGGAGUACAAGCGCUCCACGCUCAACGAGCUGGUCGACUACGUGACCGUCAGCCGGGGCUACCUGACGGAGCAGGCCUACCCUGAGGUGGUCAAAAUGGUGUCUCACAACAUUUUCCGAACCCUUCCGCCUAGUGACAGUAACGAGUUUGACCCCGAGGAGGACGAGCCGACGCUUGAGGCCUCCUGGCCACACUUACAGUUGGUAUACGAGUUCUUCAUCCGGUUCUUGGAGAGUCAGGAAUUCCAGCCCAGCAUUGCCAAAAAGUACAUAGACCAGAAGUUUGUCCUACAGCUCUUGGAGUUGUUUGACAGCGAGGAUCCUCGGGAGAGGGACUACCUGAAGACAGUCUUGCAUAGAAUCUAUGGCAAAUUCCUGGGGCUGAGGGCUUUUAUACGAAAACAGAUCAAUAAUAUUUUUCUACGUUUUGUUUAUGAGACGGAGCACUUCAACGGGGUGGCUGAGUUGCUGGAGAUCCUGGGGAGUAUAAUCAAUGGUUUCGCUCUGCCUCUGAAAGCGGAGCAUAAACAGUUUCUGGUCAAAGUGUUGAUCCCCCUCCACACUGUCAGGAGUCUGUCUCUCUUCCAUGCACAGUUGGCGUAUUGCAUUGUACAAUUCCUAGAGAAAGACCCAACAUUAACAGAACCAGUCAUCAGAGGUUUACUGAAGUUCUGGCCAAAAACCUGCAGUCAAAAGGAGGUGAUGUUUUUAGGCGAGCUGGAGGAGAUCCUGGACGUCAUUGAACCCACACAGUUCGUCAAGAUUCAGGAGCCGCUCUUCAAACAGAUUUCCAGAUGUGUCUCCAGCCCACAUUUCCAGGUGGCAGAGCGAGCCCUGUACUACUGGAACAACGAGUACAUCAUGAGUCUGAUCGAGGAGAACUCCAGCGUCAUCCUGCCCAUCAUGUUCUCCAGCCUCUACAGGAUCUCCAAGGAGCACUGGAAUCCGGCCAUCGUGGCGCUGGUCUACAACGUCCUGAAGGCCUUCAUGGAGAUGAACAGUACCCUAUUUGAUGAACUCACAGCCACUUACAAGUCAGACCGCCAACGGGAGAAGAAGAAGGAGAAGGAGCGGGAGGAGCUGUGGAAGAAGCUGGAGGACUUGGAGCUGAAGCGGGGCCUUAGGAGAGACGGGAUCAUCCCAACUUAACAAAGACAGCGCCACGCUCCCUCCUGCCGCCUCCUCCCUCCCCCUUUACCCCCCUCCCUCCCCCUGACCCCGACUCCCCCGCCCCCUCCUCAUCAACCAUGUCUCUUUACCAGAAAUCCUGGUAAAGGCCGUUGUCUGUGGAUGGACACCGGGCGCCCGCUGGUUUCUUAAUUGUGUUUUUUAUGUUUUUUUCUCCUGUGUUUGUGCGACUUACUUUACAGUAGAUUCAUCACGUCUGUUUUCAUUAUUUCAACAGCACUGUAAAUAAUUAUUUUUCUUUUUUCCCUUAAACUGAUAUUAUUGCAAACAGAAAAACAAACAAUAAUAAUAAAAAAACGAAGAAAAAACUAGAAAAUGAGAAACUGACUUGUGUGGGAGGGGAAUUAAAGGAGGACUAAACACUUGUGUGACUGUAGGACACAAGAUGAACUGAAAACAAACGUCCACAAAGAGAAGCUAGAUGGGUUUGACUCCUCGUGGUUCUGCAGGACGGGUCUCUGUAACGUUUCUCUCCUGGUCCUCUGUGCUUCUCGUCGCCUCUUCGUCCUGACUCCCGAUGGUGCGUCUGCUAAUUCUGCCCCCAGUGUAGAAGGUGGGACAGACGAGGGUUCCCCCCUCUCCCCUGCAGGUUCCUAAGGACUGGCCCCUUCUCUCUCUGCUUCCCUGUGAACAGGUAGAAGGACUGAACAGAAACGUAUUUAAAACCUCUACAGGGACACAAACACAUCAGAUACAUCUCCUUGAGUGCGUUUACAUGUGUUUUAGUGGAGGAGGGUGGAGGGAACGUGUCUCAUCAGUCAUUUAUCUCAUAUCUUAUCUGUUCUGCUUCAUUCCCUGAGUCUGCACUCUCCCUCACUGCUGCUUCAUUUCCUGCCUGUUUCAUUCUAAUCCAGAGCUCUGCAAGAAGCAUUAGACCCAAACCAGUAGAAAAAGCCCAGAGAAGGACUGAAUGAAGCUGGAAAAACGUAGACUAUUGAACAGGUUUUCUCCCAUCAGGUCAUGUCUGCUAAAACACGAUGUUUACCUCAUUUUCAGUCCUUUCCAGCUGAUUGCAAUCUAGUGUAACCAUCAGCUGCUCACGUUUUGUCCUUUGGUUUCAAUAACGAGUGGAGCUUAGAAUUCUCCUUCCUUUUCUUUCCACCGGUGUUUAGUUUGGAUCAUGUGUCGUUUCUGUCACUUCUCUACUCGUCCCAGCACAGAGAAGGUGGAAACGGCACCGCUGAACAUCUGCACGGCCUCUUAUUUCGCCACACAGUGAUUGACGCUUAAUGUGGAGGAAAGCAGCCUGGACGACUUCCACCAGGUCCAAACUAAUAUUAAACAGCUCAGUGACUUGGGUCCUUCAUGUCUGAAUUAUUCUACAAUAGAAUGACGUGAACCUGAUUCAUCUUCUCAUUGAGGAACAUGAACCAACAGUGACUCAGGUCUGUCUGACAGGUAUCUGUGGUUUCCACGGUCCUGGUUCCGACCCGCUGCUUGGUCCAUUCAUACACAGACACACUGGGUCCAACAGCUUGUGUUUCCUCAUAUAAACCAUCUCUGACCAUGUGGACCACGUGAUAGAAACCAAGCUGUGUAAAAGGGCGUUCAGAACCCGACUCUGGGCCCUGCAUCACUGGGAGACUCUGUCCCAGUCCUAAUAGUGUGUUCUUCAUCAUGGUCUCAGUUGUGACAGGUGAGAUCAGUGUGAAUCUAUGAGCCAGUGUAAAUAUGAGCAAGCGUGUAAAAUCGUAAAGGCUUCACGUGUGAACGCACUCGACUCAAAUACAGAAAUGGACUCUUCAUCACCUGAUUAUUUUCUCCAUCCUCCAUCUUUUUUGUGGCCCAGAUAUAAAUGAUUUAAAAACUAAAAAAAGAUAUAAAAGGGUUGGAGAAAUACAAAUGUUGAAUUAUUUUAAAAAAUAAAGAGGUAUUAAAUUAAACUUGUUUUGUGAUAAAGCCUA
This is a messenger RNA of Betta splendens (Siamese fighting fish), 5549 nucleotides long. RefSeq names its product protein phosphatase 2, regulatory subunit B', epsilon isoform b (gene ppp2r5eb). Gene Ontology annotation, biological process: protein dephosphorylation; signal transduction. The record is from RefSeq and is a predicted model, not a curated record. Lineage: Eukaryota; Metazoa; Chordata; Actinopteri; Anabantiformes; Osphronemidae. The transcript is spliced from 14 exons. Gene Ontology annotation, cellular component: cytosol; protein phosphatase type 2A complex; nucleus. Gene Ontology annotation, molecular function: protein phosphatase activator activity. Bases 2158 to 3606 code for a protein of 482 amino acids.